AUAGGUUGGCUGGGCGUGUAACGAUCUGGGGCUCAGCCUAGUCCACUGUAAAAAUUGUGCGACUUAAGUAGUGGUUGAGUAAGUUUUAAAUCCAACUUAAAAUAAGUAUAUUUAUGUAAAACACAAAUCGCUCUUCUGUUAAAACUGUCUUUCCCCCUGCCAUCCUUUCCUCAUUCAGCAUGGUGAACAGAUAACUACCUGGCUGAUGGUCACCAUGGGCGCCUGCCUCUGCAAAGGUCACCAAGAUCUUCAGAAUGACCAGCAGCAUCCCAUGGGAGAACUUCAGUACUGGUCUGAAGGACAGCCCAUUGCUAAGGGCAAUCAUCAGCCAUACAAUGGCUCUGUGACAGAUAAGAAGAACAGCAGUGGCUAUAGCAUCGGGGAGCUGGCUACAUCCUCUUUGAUGGGUCUGGUGGCCACUAUUAAGGAGCACAUAACAAAGCCUACGGCGAUGGCGCAGGGCCGCGUAGCCCACCUGAUUGAGUGGAAGGGUUGGGGUGGGGAUACAGCAGCCGGAGGGGGCUGGUGUGGCUGGAGCAGGGAUGGAGGGGGCUGGGGAGGAGCAGGGGCUGCACUGCAAGAGGACGAGCAACUCUAUUCCCACCUGACUGAUGAGAUCAAGGAGGCACGGUUUGCUGCAGGGGUAGCUGAGCAGUUUGCUCUGGCCGAGGCAGCAAUGGAUGUAUGGCCUUCACACGAUGUUGAAGAUCGAGCCACAACUAGCACAGUCCCAUUACAAGGCCCUGAUGGCCUGUAUCUCUCUCAGUUCCUCAUGGAUGGAGGAAGCUUGGGCGUCCCCCAACAUCUGUACAGCAUACAUGUGGAGGCCAAUGGUGCUGAGAGUGCUUCUUUGGCUCCCGCGCAGCUUCCUCAACCCUACUUCUCCAGCUCAGUGUCUCAGCCAGAAUCACAACACCCCCUACAAGAGCAAAGGACUUUACCACCUGAUGGCUCUGUACGACACGUAGACAGCAGCUCCGUGUCUGAAGAUGAGGUUUUUUAUGACUGAAAAUUUGAAUAUCAGUGGGCAAAGGAUUUGUAUAAUUUAUAACGGUUGUCUGGAAAUUAGGUGGGCGCUGCUACCUCAGAUGACAGUAUAAAGAUUUAUGUAUGACUUGGAGUUGAACUUCAUUUCAGUCUUUGCAGGAGAAGCUACCUCUGAAGAGGUUAUUGCCUUACUCAGUAGAUAUGUUAAAUCAAGCUCCCAUGCCAUCGUUUCAAGUGACACAACGCAAGCAUUGGAUAAUUGACACAUUAACAAACACAUCACAUGGCUUUGUUUUUCUUGGACAAAAUGUUCUCAACCAUUUGUACAGAGAUGUUUUAAGGGAGCAAAACAAAUAGCCUCACGUGGGGAGAAAGAAACACAAAUGCAUGUGAAAUUACACUCUGGUUUAGAAAGAGAGCAGAUAAUGUCGAUGAUAUCACUUUGAAAGCAGCACCUGUAAAUACCUGCUUACGAAACCCUUUCAGAUGGUUUGCCUUCCUAUUUGAAAGAAGAAAUCUGCAGGGCUUUGCAGCUGGAGAUAAUGUGGACGUAAAAAAAGACGUGUUCCCUUUAAGCCAGACACCAUUCAGACACGUCUGGUGAAAUUCAUUUAAGAACAGCUCAAUGAGACUGCGGGACAGAAAAGACUCUUUUGUGAGAAAUGGAAUCGGAGGAUGAAUGCGAUUUGUGCUGUGCUGCAGAGCCAAAACCCAGGACUUUGAGGGUUUUAACGAUUUCUAAGACAUACUUCUAUAUUUCCAUCAAGAUUUUUUCUGUGUAAAGGCUUGUAGUCUUGUUAGAUACUCACACCUAGUCCUUUGUACAUUGUGCUAAAUACAGAUGCUAUCUUUAUGUAAA
Colossoma macropomum (tambaqui) is the source of this 1846-nucleotide messenger RNA. It is a transcript of the gene fam131c, whose product is annotated as family with sequence similarity 131 member C. NCBI's taxonomy places the organism in Eukaryota, Metazoa, Chordata, Actinopteri, Characiformes, Serrasalmidae. The coding region runs from base 206 to 1009 and encodes 267 amino acids. The record is from RefSeq and is a predicted model, not a curated record. The transcript has 7 exons.